This is a messenger RNA of Mytilinidion resinicola, 2018 nucleotides long. RefSeq lists its product as uncharacterized. The record is from RefSeq and is a predicted model, not a curated record. Lineage: Eukaryota; Fungi; Ascomycota; Dothideomycetes; Mytilinidiales; Mytilinidiaceae. The transcript has 3 exons. Bases 51 to 1562 code for a protein of 503 amino acids. Gene Ontology annotation, cellular component: nuclear membrane; nuclear envelope. Gene Ontology annotation, biological process: nuclear envelope organization; lipid homeostasis.
CAUCUGCUGCUUCCACACCUCUCUGCGACCUCUAUCCCACUGCUAGCAUCAUGGACAGACGCACAUCCACCGUGCCAAUGGACUUCGAAUGGGAGAACAAAAUCGGCGACACUGACCCAAACUCCCCGUUCAUGAGGCUUCCUCGAAACAGCGCCCUGAACAAUACCGCCAGAAAGCGCAAUCAUAACAGUGUCCUCGAGUCGCCCACGCGGAUCGACCAGCCCAACGCCAACUUCCCGCGCCUCCGCGAGGCCGCGAACCAGCCCUUCUUCUUCAAUAACCCGCCCAGCCCACAAAAGCCGUUGCCAGCAACUCCAAGCCUUGCUCACGUUCAGAAUUCGUCGGCGUGGGAUCUCCGUACACCGACCAAGGAUACGGAUUUCUCCUCCGGUGGUGAGACGCCGAAUACACCAGACAUCGGUGCGGAUAGCGAGGCGACGCCGGAGACGAACGCGCGACCUGGCAAGCCGCAUAGGAUGCUGAGUAGCCCUGGCAAAGGAGGGAAGGUUAGCCCGAGCAAGAUUAGUCGACGGGAGAGCUUCCUCAAGUUUUUCAAUUUCAACUCCAGCCCGCAGCCAAGCUCUCAGAGUGGGAAGGGUGAUCACUACUCACGCAAUGGGGAGAGGCGGAUAGUGAAGAAGCGGCAUCAGAGGGGCAUCAACCGUGAGGCUGUACGACAGAACCUAGAAUCAGAGUCUGAAGACGACGGCGGGCGCUCACGGAGACGGCGAGAGCGAGAGCGAGGCAGCAAGAAGGACAAACGAGAUCGGGACCGCGAUCAGGACGACUACGACGAACCCAACAAUACCAACAACCGCCCCGAAGUCCCAGUCACCCCAGCAGUCCCCCAAGGCAGCACAAUCGCCAGCGUCUUCUCCUUCAUAGAGAACCACCCCGGCCUCCCCCACAUCCUCUCCUUCUACGCCCAAUUCCUGCUCAAUCUCUUCCUCGUCUUCUCCGCCAUGUACAUUAUGUGGUCCGGCUGGAGCGCUGUCACGCACGAAGUAGAGAUCCAAUCCCAGCGCGCCCAAACCGAAGUCAUGAUCGAGAUCGCAAAAUGCGCCAAAGACUGGGAAGACAACGGGUGCGGUCGCACACGACCCCCACCAUCUCUGAAAGAUGUGUGCGCGAAUUGGGAGGCGUGCAUGAAGCGGGAUGCGAGGAAGGUCGCGCGCGCGAGUGUGAGCGCGAAGACGUUUGCGAUGAUUUUCAAUAGCUUUGUCGAGGAGAUUGGGUAUAAAGCUAUGCUCUUCACAGCCCUCCUCCUAAUCACUGCAGUCGUCAUCUCCAACUACGCCUUCUCCACCUACCGCUCCACCCACGCGCCUCGCCCCCCUCCGCAGUACGAUCCGUAUAUGCACCCGCCCGCUACUCCGCAGCGCUACCCUAGCCAGGGCUUCAUCGACCAGCAAGGGUUCUUCACGCCAUACACGGGUUUCCAUCCCAGCCAGCCUAACCUAGCGCUCGAGCCGGCGCCGAGUGGAGGCGUAGAUGCGGCCGCUGCAGGGACCGAGCAGAAGAAGGCGACGGCGGCACGGACGAUCAAUUGGGGUGUUAGAUAAAGUCGGGAAGAAAAUGGGGUCCUACAUGGGGAAUGUGAUUUCUGGAAAUGGCGUCUUUUGAUUAAUUUCUUGACGAUACAGCGAGCGGAGAGCAUUGGCACCCAGUAGGGGAUGUUUUGUAUGCAUGGGUAGGGUAGGGUUGGGUUGGGUAAUAUUACGUAGGCAUAGGAAACGGGUUUGCGCUCGCGUUAAUUCAUAGUCGAUGAGUAACGGAUUGCAUUUAUUUCUGUCGGUCUAUCUCUCUCGCUGCCGUUAUGCUUUGAAAAGUUCUGCGCGGUUAGAUUCGCGAGUCUUUGUAAUUGUAUUGACUAAGAAGGGGGCCAUACGGCGUGCUAUGCCUCCUACCCUCCUUAGUUAAGACAACUACAAAGCUUCACAGAUCUAUCCGCGCGAGACGGGUUUUAGAAGACGCGGAGGGGAGGCGGAGGGCGACGCGAUGUGAUUACUUUUCAUUGC